CCCCGGCACCCCCAGUGCGGCCUGGCCGACGCCCUCGGCUACUUCUCCCUGCAGCCGGUGCAGGUGGCCAAGGGGCUGAUGAUCCCCUCGCUGGUGGUGACGGUGCUGGGGCUGGUGGUGGCUGCGCUGGGCGUGCGCUGCUGGCAGGAGGAGCCGCACUACCUGCUGGCGGGCAUCUCCGGGACCAUCCUCUUUGCCUCUGGGCUGAUGAGCCUCAUCCCCGUGGCGUGGUACAACCACUACCUCAGCGCCCUGCCUGCCCCCGCGGCCAACGCCCAGGAGGUGGGUUACAGCCUGGUGCUGGGCUACUUGGGCAGCUGCCUGGAGCUCAUCGGGGGCUUCUCCCUGGCGCUCAGCCUCCACCAGAGCUGCAAGGAGUGCAGGAGAACGAAGGCGGCCGCCAAGUACCCCCACAGCAGCCAGCAGGGCCCCGCCGCCGUCCCGUCCCCCGACUUGGUGCCCUACCGCCAGAAGCCGGCUCCCCAGGCCUUCAGCAACCCCAUGGACGUGCUGGAGGGAGAAAGAAGCUACCGGCGCCCCCCGCCCUGCGACUCCGACUUGUAGUCCCGCCGCGGCCGGUGCGGCCCCUGCCGCCGUGAGCAGCGAAACGCUAGCGGAGAGCAGCCCCGGCCAGCUGGAGGGCCAGGCUUGUGGCAGCAAGGACCUGUCCCUGCCUCUGGGCAGAAGGCGCCUCCCGCUGCAGCUGGGAUGGUGGAGAGUUUGAUGCUCCAGCCUGAAACUGCAGCCAAGUGACUUAGGAUCCUCCAUCUCCUUGCAAGUCCAUGGGAUUUAGGCUCCUCGUGGCUUACUUUGGGCAAAAUGUUCAAGAGUCUCUAGGGCUUUUCAGUGGCAGCCCACCUUGAGGAGUGGGGCCAAGUGACUUAGGAGCCUGAUGCCACUUCCCUGGGAGAUGCUGGAUAUGCAGCGCUGG
Molecule: messenger RNA, 931 nt
Organism: Pelodiscus sinensis (Chinese soft-shelled turtle)
Lineage: Eukaryota; Metazoa; Chordata; Testudines; Trionychidae
Gene: CLDN23
Product: claudin 23
Cellular component (GO): bicellular tight junction; membrane
Molecular function (GO): structural molecule activity
Source: RefSeq, a predicted model, not a curated record